GCUAACAAGAGGAGAAGAAGACAUAAGGACGCAGAAAAGAAGACAGAUCUAUAGCAGUUUUUUACCUCCGAGAAUUUGUCGGAUCGGCUAAUGAUGGUUAAAAUGCCGCCCAAGGGCUUAUUUUUGUGCAAUAUUGUUGCUUUACCAAGCGGAAAACAAGAAGGCGGGAAUGUGGGAUUGUUUGGACAGUCUGAACAAAGCGAUUGUUUUGAAGUGAAACGUUCAGCGACCCAACAGUCUGCAGAAAUCGACUUAAAAUGGGUGUUCGAAAAAAGUGCGUGACUUUGUCGCCGCAAAUGUGCGGGCACGCGAUUUGACACCCGCAAAAAUGAACCACUUGACAACCGGGCAUUCAUUUCAUGGCCUUUUAAAAGACAAAAGCUACUGAGUGAACGGUUCGAUGGGUUUUUAACAGGUUCGAUGAACGAUGCGUCCCAGAGAACUGUAUGUACAAUCGUCCUGCGAUUGAAGAAUAUCUGCCAUUUAUACCCAAUAACUCAUGGUGACAACAUGCUUCCGAAACCCAUUUUGAAACAACAAAACAGUAGCACAGCGCUGAUUGAUAAGCAUAUUAUUAUUUGCAUAUCUAUUAUUUCCUGUUAUUAACACCUGCGAGUCGUGCAGUCCGCUUUGUUACCACUUGUCGAGCUGCUGUGUAAAUGAGCAAAGCCGCGUCAGUGUUUACCAAAACGGAUAACUUCACGAAUUUCGAUGGGGGGACGACGUCGUAUAAUCUCGCGAGAUGAUGAAGGUCAUUGAAGUCGCAGCUUUGCUCCUGCUGGUGAUUUCAUCCGGAGUUAGGUUGGACUCACGCUCGACCUGCUCCGAAGACAAGAAAUGCUCUAACUCCGAAACAUGCUGCGGUAACAUUUGUGUCGACAGCUCGAAAGUCUGCAAAGUCGCGUGUCAGAAACAGUCGGACUGUGAUAGCUUGGGGAACGCAAAAUGCAUCGAUGGGUUCUGCGAAUGUGUCGAGGAAUCGUCUUGUUCGAACACAUCGACAUUGCAUGAAAGAUUCACGUGGAAUCAACCUUGUAGCGCAGAUGUCGAUUGUUCUCAAAAUGCGAAUUCGAAAUGUCGCAACAGAACUUGUGUUGCAACUAAGGAAAGACAGGAAGAAAUGCCGCUUAAUCCAGCUCUCCUUGCCAUUGUGGCUAUCAUAGGGGUGUUAAUGUUUUCGUGCCUUUUCUGCUGUUGUUUGAGCCGAAUGAAAAGUGAAAGAAAAUCUAUGAAAACACGAGUGGCCAAGGGAAAACUAAAGAAAGUUCACGUACAGAGUAGCGAUAAUGAGGACGCAGUAAAGCUCGCUUCUUUUCCGUUAUUAAAUGCUGAAAGCCAUGUUUCUUCGGCUACUGCCGAGAAAAAAACAAUGAUAUUGGAUAAAGACGAGGAAGCUCUGAUUUCCGUUGUUAUGAGCGGACUUGCGUUGCCUCCUAUUCGCGAGGAAGACGAAUUCGACGACGCGGAUAAAGAUUAGAAGAUGAAAACAGCUGUGUUUACUUGGCUUGUGAAAAAUAAUUAUUGCGCCGUCAUAAAGAAGUGAAAACUCACUUGAUUUGUUGCCUUCAACGGUAAAAUGCAGUUAGCAUCGAAGUAAAGCAGUAAACAGACAAACUCGAGAGUUUUCAGGCACGUAGCAUUCGGAAUAUGCGAAAUUUCCGUGCGGUUCAUCAUGUUGUUGAUUAAAACUCGCUCUGUUGGUUAAUAACGCAGCUUUUUUGCCUGCGGUUAUAAUGAAUGGAUCUGGGAAACCACCGAACCAAAGUUGGAGAUCGCGAGUUAUAAUGCCGAUUUUUAAUCUUUUUUUUUUUGACCACUGAUUACUUCAGAAGCUGGCAAGUACAAAUCAGGUUAACUUGUGGUUGUAAUUUCAAGUAAAAUCAGCCGUAAAGUUUUCAACUACCUCGACAAAAUUGUAAAUUGUAAUCGUUACAGAUUUUUUUCAAAAAAUAUUUUUAACUAUUUGUCUCCUUAUUUUUCUCACGGGCUGCAAUGUUUUUAAUGACAAUGAAUUCUAGUCUAGACAUUGACAAGAUUUAGGUUUCAGGCAGUUAUCAAAACGUGGCCUCGGGAAAAAAAUCCUAUAAGUUGAGCAGCUUUGGCGGAGAUAGGAGAAGAUUAAAAUAUACUUAAUGGCUACAAAGUCAGGCUAUAUCGUAUUCUUGUUGCUUAGAACAUCAGAUGUACAAAAAACAGUAAUAAACGAAAUUGGAAAUAAUUUAUCGCGGAAUGCCAACAGAAUUAAAAUAAAUAAUUUAAUCUAGUACGUUUGUCAUAAAAUUAUGAUUGUUAAGUUCAAGAACUGAUAAGUUACAAAUUUAUCUUUGCGAAAUAUUUUAUAUGCGUCAUGUCGAAACACAAUAUUAAUGGUUGUUUUUAUUCUUUGUUCAUUUGGAUUUCCGAAGACUUUGACUGGCCAAAUGGAGCCUUAAUACUUGGAUCGAUUCAAAUUCAAAUGGUUAUUAUGGAAACAUUUUUAUUGAGUUUGCUAUUUUAGGUAUUAAAAUUCGUCUAGUUAUAUUGACUAAGAUGUUGUCUUUUAAAGAAUACUUGUUUGUUCAUGCCGCAAAUAAUACCAUAAAUAGCUUGGAAAAAGAUUCUUGUAUUGUAAUGAGUGUCAAUCGUAAACUUAAUCCAGAAUUAAUAAAAAAGAGCUCACGAGCGGUUUUGUUCCUUA
Molecule: messenger RNA, 2677 nt
Organism: Orbicella faveolata
Lineage: Eukaryota; Metazoa; Cnidaria; Anthozoa; Scleractinia; Merulinidae
Source: RefSeq, a predicted model, not a curated record